Messenger RNA from Rattus rattus (black rat), 5732 nucleotides. RefSeq names its product FMRP translational regulator 1 (gene Fmr1). The record is from RefSeq and is a predicted model, not a curated record. NCBI's taxonomy places the organism in Eukaryota, Metazoa, Chordata, Mammalia, Rodentia, Muridae. Gene Ontology annotation, biological process: DNA damage response; central nervous system development; regulation of translation at postsynapse, modulating synaptic transmission. Bases 1880 to 3469 code for a protein of 529 amino acids. Gene Ontology annotation, cellular component: growth cone; membrane; dendritic spine neck. The transcript is spliced from 18 exons. Gene Ontology annotation, molecular function: translation regulator activity; mRNA 3'-UTR binding; protein homodimerization activity.
AGUCUUGCGCUGGGGAGCGUUUCGGUUUCACUUCCGGUGAGGGGCCGCGCCUGAGAGGGCGGGCAGUGAAGCCAACGGACGGCGAGCGCGGGCGGUGUCAGUGACGGCGGCGCCGCUGCCGGGGGGCGUGCGGUAACGCGGCGGCGGCGGCGACGGCUGGGCCUCGAGCGCCUGCAGCCCACCUCUCGGAGGCGGGCUCCUGGCGCGAGGAAGAACGAGAAGAUGGAGGAGCUGGUGGUGGAAGUGCGGGGCUCCAAUGGCGCUUUCUACAAGUUCUCAAGGACCCGAAUUUGUGCCACAGAACUUCAGGAAAUUAACGGGGACUGUCUGAUUGCUACUGAAUUUUUACCAGGACGGUUUGGAAUGUUUGUUUUGUGCUCUGAAGUGCAUAAACUUGAGUAUAUUCGCUUUGACUUUUGCGGUGUUGCAGUGGGCUAUGUUCUUGAGGUUUUAAAUAGGCAUUCAUGGAACUACUGAGGGUUUUUUUUUUAUACCAUUGAAUAUCAGAUAACGUCGUAUAUUUUUUUAAAGGAACCUUAAAAUACAUGUAAUGUGGUAUGAUUCCUGAUACUGCAUAGAUGUAGAUCUAGCAAUAUUAUAAAGUCUCUUUUUUUGAAUGUUUAUAAGCUCUGUAAGGCCCCACCUCAGUAGAAUAUUUUAGUAACAGAAGCUGCAGGUGGAAGGAAGCAUGGAAAAUAGCUUUUGCCAUUGUCCAACCCUUUUAAGUUUAUCUUGAGCAUUUCAAAUGGGAAAUACUAGGCUAAGCUCAGGAAAGUGACUUUUGUAAAGUAUGCUUUUAUCAAGUCUAUGGAGACAUUUAGUAAAGAUAAAUUUCAUGAAUGAGGGAAAUUUGUAAAAUACUAAUUUAUACUAAAAAUACCCUUUUGUUGUAGCAUGGGAGACAGAAAGAAUGCAGCAUUUUUGUUACUAAUUCUAUCAGUGCAGUUUUUUCAAUUUGCUGUAAUAAAAAAAAAUGUUCCAGUUAGUUUUGGUUAGUUUGCAUUAGAAGGUUUCUAGGUUCUAGAAUGACAGUUUUAAUUGCUAGAGUUGGGGCACUGAGACACAGAUGAGCAAGGGAUAAUAGUUAAGUAGUAUUUUUGUUCAUCUCUAAUACCAGCUUAGAUUUGAGUCCACUGUUAGUUGCUUUUAAUGAAGUUGGCUUGCCAUUGAGGGCAAGUAGUGCAUCCUACUCUUGAAGGAUUUAUUGGCCCCAGUAAUUUUGCUUGCAAACUGACUGGAAUAUUUUUUAAAAAAGUGCUCUGUUUCCACUAUUAAUCCCCUUGCUUUUUUCUUGGCUUUGUUUUUCAACAACUUCUUAAUUUGAAGGUGAACGAAAAUGAAUAGACUUUGAAUUAUCCUUUGAUUCCCUGAGGGGACAUGUAGUACUCUUUUAAAGUGUGUGUUGAAGAAUUGCUAUUGUGUUUAAGUUUAUUUUUGUUUUUUGGUUUUUUUUAAGUUUCAACUGGUCUAUAUUAAAGGAAGGGUACUGACUAUACUGAAAGAAGUUUAAAUUUUACGUCACUUAGAAUAUUGACUGUGAACAGGAGAAAAUAAAGUGGAAGCAUGCUGAGUCCUUUUCUGGUGAGAUUGAUGACAAAGAUGAGAAGUAAAGACCAUUAUGGAAAAACUGGGAACCCUGUUCAUUAAAUUGGUAGAAGUAAAAAUUUAAAGCGAAGCAUUUGUAAAAGAUGUCCAUGAAGAUUCUAUAACAGUUGCUUUUGAAAACAACUGGCAGCCAGAGAGACAGAUUCCUUUCCAUGAUGUGAGAUUCCCACCACCUGUAGGUUAUAAUAAAGAUAUAAACGAAAGUGAUGAAGUUGAGGUUUAUUCCAGAGCAAAUGAAAAAGAGCCUUGCUGUUGGUGGUUAGCUAAAGUGAGGAUGAUAAAGGGUGAGUUUUAUGUGAUAGAAUAUGCAGCAUGUGAUGCUACAUACAAUGAAAUUGUCACAAUUGAGCGUCUACGAUCUGUUAAUCCCAACAAACCUGCUACAAAAGAUACUUUCCAUAAGAUCAAGCUGGAAGUGCCAGAAGAUUUACGACAAAUGUGUGCCAAAGAAUCGGCACAUAAGGAUUUUAAAAAGGCAGUUGGUGCCUUCUCUGUAACUUAUGAUCCAGAAAAUUAUCAGCUGGUAAUUUUGUCCAUCAAUGAAGUCACCUCAAAGCGAGCCCACAUGUUAAUUGACAUGCACUUUCGAAGUCUGCGCACCAAGUUGUCUCUUAUACUGAGAAAUGAAGAAGCCAGUAAACAACUGGAGAGUUCAAGGCAGCUUGCCUCAAGAUUUCAUGAACAGUUUAUCGUACGAGAAGAUCUGAUGGGUCUAGCUAUUGGUACUCAUGGUGCUAAUAUUCAGCAAGCUAGAAAAGUACCUGGGGUCACUGCUAUUGAUUUAGAUGAGGAUACCUGCACAUUUCAUAUUUAUGGAGAGGAUCAAGAUGCAGUCAAAAAGGCUAGAAGCUUUCUAGAAUUUGCUGAAGAUGUCAUACAAGUUCCACGAAAUUUAGUAGGCAAAGUAAUAGGAAAAAAUGGAAAACUGAUUCAAGAGAUCGUGGACAAGUCAGGAGUUGUGAGGGUGAGGAUCGAAGCUGAAAAUGAGAAAAGUGUCCCACAAGAAGAGGAAAAUUUGCCACCAAGUUCCCUACCUUCCAAUAAUUCAAGGGUUGGAUCUAAUUCCUCUGAAGAAAAGAAACAUUUAGAUACAAAGGAAAACACCCAUUUUUCUCAACCUAACAGUACAAAAGUCCAGAGGGUGUUAGUGGUUUCAUCAAUUGUAGCAGGGGGACCCCAGAAACCUGAACCCAAGGCUUGGCAGGGGAUGGUACCAUUUGUUUUUGUGGGAACAAAAGACAGCAUCGCUAAUGCCACUGUUCUUUUGGAUUAUCACCUGAACUACUUAAAGGAAGUAGACCAGUUGCGUUUGGAGAGAUUACAAAUUGAUGAGCAGUUGCGACAAAUUGGAGCUAGUUCUAGACCACCACCAAAUCGUACAGAUAAGGAAAAAGGCUAUGUGACUGAUGAUGGUCAAGGAAUGGGUCGAGGUAGUAGACCUUACAGAAAUAGGGGGCACGGCAGACGCGGUCCUGGAUAUACUUCAGGAACUAAUUCUGAAGCAUCAAAUGCUUCUGAAACAGAAUCUGACCACAGAGACGAACUCAGUGAUUGGUCAUUAGCUCCAACAGAGGAAGAGAGGGAGAGCUUCCUGCGCAGAGGAGACGGACGGCGGCGUGGAGGAGGCGGAAGAGGACAAGGAGGAAGAGGAAGAGGAGGAGGCUUCAAAGGAAAUGAUGAUCAUUCCCGAACAGAUAAUCGUCCACGUAAUCCAAGAGAGGCUAAAGGAAGAACAACUGAUGGAUCCCUGCAGAGCACCUCCAGUGAAGGGAGCCGGCUGCGUACCGGGAAAGAUCGGAACCAGAAGAAGGAAAAGCCAGACAGCGUGGAUGGGCUGCAACCACUCGUGAAUGGAGUACCCUAAACUACAUAAUUCUGAAGUUAUAUUUCCUCUACUGUUUCCGUAAUUCUUACUCCAUUUUAGAAAACUUUAUUAGGCCAAAGACAAAUAGUAGGCAAGAUGGCACAGGGCAUGAAGUGAACACAAAUUCUGCAAAGAAUUUUUUUGAUGUUGGCCAUAAUCAACAAUCUUCCAAGUUUGCACAAAAAGAUCUUGAAAUUUGAAGCAUAUCUUUUAAGUACACUUAACACUUCAGGGCAGGAUUUUACUUUAUUUUUUAAAAAUACUAAGCAGUGAUCUUUAUUAACUAGGACCAUUUUCCUGCAUUGGGCUAUAUAACUCAGCAGUACAUUUCAGUCUUUCUGGGUAAAUCACAUUUGUGGUAAUCAUACUAGAUCUCUGUCUUCAGUCCCAUUUAAUGUCUCCAUGAAAUGCUGUGCCAUUUCAUGUCCUGUGUCAGUUUAUGUUUUGGUCCGCUUUUCCAGUAUUUUAGUGGACCCUGAAAUGUGUGUGAUGUGACAUUUGUUAUUUUCGUUAGCAAAAAAGUUGUAUGAUCUGUGCCUUUUUUAUAUCUUGGCAGGUAGGAAUAUUAUAUUUGGAUGCAGAGUUCAGGGAAGAUAAGUUGGAAACACUAAAUGUUAAAGAUGUAGCAAACCCUGUCAAACAUUAGUACUUUAUAGAAGAAUGCAUGCUUUCCAUAUUUUUUUCCUUACAUAAACAUCAGCUUAGGCAGUAUAAAGAAUAGGACUUGUUUUUCGUUUUUGUUUUGUUGCACUGAAGUAUGACAAAUAGUGUUAUUGGAAGGGAUGUGUAAUUUUUCUGUAUAGACAGGAAAAGAAAUAACUAUCUUUUCGUUUGGGAGAGGCUAAAGAUGUUUUCAGCUACUUGCAAAUCUUCCUGGUCGAAAGUUAGUAGGAUAUGCCUGCUCUUUGGCCUGAUGACGAAUUUCAACUUAGAACCUUUUUCUUUUGUCCUCCCCAAGUUUUGUCAAGUUUUUCAUUCAUAUUUUACAUUAAAGCUUAUUUUGGGGAGAUAUGAAGGUCAUCUUCAUAAAUACAUAAUAACCCUCAAAAGUAUAUAGGUACUUUGUUUGAGAAACAUUGAAAGCAGGUUAAAUGUUUUGUAGCUUUGAAAUACGAAGUCUAAUGUAUAAGCAGAACUGAAAAACAGACCUACAAUUAGUUAAAAAUAAUUCAUUUUUUUUCCUUUUUGAUGUGUCAAGUCUUAUUUUUUGUUUUUUUUCUCUUUUUAAUGAAUGAAAUUUACUGAAGAAAAAUAUGUGAAGGACCUUCACUCUGAGAUGUUAUAUUUUUCUUAAAAAAUAACUCCGAGUAGGGGUACCACUGAAACUGUACAGAGCCGUACAAACCGAAGUUCUGCCUCUGAUGUACUUUGUGAAUUUGUUUCUUUGAAUUUUCAUUUUUCAUUUAGUUUUCCUUGCAUACAAAUAAGCAUAAUGGCAACAAACUGCACAUGAUUUCACAAAUAUUAAAAUGUCUUUUAAAAAGUAUUGCCAAACAUUUAAUGUUGAUUUCUAGUUAUUUAUUUUGGGAAUGUAUAGUAUUUGAAAACAGAAAUUGGUACCUUGCACACAUCAUCUGUAAGCUGUUCAGUUUAAAAUACUGUAGAUAAUUAACCAAGGUAGAAUGACCUUGUAAUGUAACUGCUCUUGGGCAAUAUUCUCUGUACAUAUUAGCGACAACAGAUUGGAUUUUAUGUUGACAUUUGUUUGGUUAUAGUGCAAUAUAUUUUGUAUGCAAGCAGUUUCAAUAAAGUUUGAUCUUCCUCUGCUAAAUUGAUGUUGAUGCAAUCUUUACAAUGAUUGCUUUUAAAAAUUUUAAGAUAGGAAAGAAAUCUAUAGAAAGUGUUCUGUUACAAAAUGUAACUGUUACCAUUGGAAAUUUCACAUGUCAUAGGAGAUUAGCCGUUAUUUACCAACUUUCAAGAUCGUAAUCUUGUUUAAUAAGGUGAAAUAUCAACAAUUGGUACACAGUCACAAUGUACCGUUAAAAUAUGCACUAAGUCUCUUUUUUACAAAGGCUGAAUUCAGCAAGGCGCUAACUUGCUUAAAUGUGAAUUACUAACUUCUAAAACUGUAAUUUGAUUCACAUGUUUUCAAAUGGAGUUGGAGUUGAUUCAUAUUACAAUAUUUGUGUGCAAAAUGUGUAUGUUUUUCAGUUCAAAGUCAUGUUUUUAAAAUCUUAUUAAAGUUUCAAAAAUCUGGAGAUUGUUUAUCUUAUCUAGAUGUAAAUUUUUAUUAAAAAGUUGCACUUAUGAAAAAGCAAAA